GUGUUCAUAUGUCGUAUCGUAUCGUUGUCCCGACUCUGGUUUUAUUACAAUCGCAUUAAUAAGCAGCGCACUUCUAAGGUAAUCUAAAAAACGUAAUUGAAUCGAAUCUAAAGAUAAGUAAAUCCUUUAGUUUUGCAAUUGAUUUCAUGAACGCACGUGCAUUAGCUUCAUAAGUGCAUUAUCAAAACAAAAUGAUCCUCCUUUUCAUUGCAUUAGUUUCAAUAGCGUUGUAUUUAUACGGCACGAGGAACUUCGACUACUGGAGAAAGAGAGGAAUCAAAUAUGAAGAACCGGUAGUUUUUUUUGGGGGAUGGCUAAGACAGCAUAUUGAUAGAGUGAGUGUUUCUGAACGUUUUGCCAAUCUUCACCGAGCGUUUCCAGAAGAAAGAUUCGUUGGAUUCUUCGAAGGGAACACCCCGGCUGUCCUUGUGAGAGACCUAGAGCUAAUAAAGCAGGUAUUGCUAACAGAUUUCCGUUAUAUACAUCACAGAGGGGCUAUUCCCCUUACGGAGUUCACGGAGCCUUUAAUGAGGAAUUUAUUCACUAUAGAGGGUGAUGUAUGGAAACUGAUGAGGCAGAAAUUAACACCAGCGUUUUCGAGCGCUAAACUAAAAGCCAUGUUUCCACUUAUUGUUGAAAGGACGGAGAAAUUAGCAAAGCUAGCUGACGAAGCGUCACUAAAAGAUGAAAUCGACGUACGGGAGCUUAUGGCGAGGUACACGACAGAUUUUAUUGGAGCAUGUGGUUUCGGUAUCGAUUCGAAUGCUUUGAACGAAGAACACUCAGAUUUCCGUAAGCUUGGCAAACGUAUCUUCAAUUUGACAUAUCGGGAUCUAUUCUUCAAUGUGAUGAAGAGGGCUUUUCCGGGACCCUUCAAACAUGCCCGAUACUUCCCGUCUGAAGUUGAGAACAAAACAAUUUCAAUCGUCAGACAAAUCAUGGCGCAGAGGGACUACAAACCUUCAGGAAGAAAUGAUUUUAUGGAUAUUCUUUUGGAACUCAGGCAAAAGGGCAAAAUAGUUGGGGAAUCUAUCGAGCGACAGAAUCCUGAUGGGUCUCCAGCGACUGUUGAACUGGAAUUAGAUGAUGAAUUGCUUGCGGCGCAGGUCUUUGCAUUCUUCGCUGCCGGUCACGAAACUUCUUCAUCAGCCAGCAGUUUUCUUCUCCAUAUCUUAGCAUAUCAUCCUGAGGUUCAGGAACGAUGCCAGAAGGAAGUAGAUGAGGUUCUGGCGAAGUAUGAUGGCAAACUUUGCUUCGAUGCCGUCAGGGAUAUGAAAUACUUGGAAAUGGCUUUCAAAGAAAGCAUACGUUGUCUACCAUCUCCAGGGUUUCUUAUCAGAAGAACCGUAUGUAAAUAUACCAUACCAGACUCCCAAGUGACACUAGACGAAGGUACAAUCAUCAUAGUAUCCACAGAAUGCCUCAGUCUCGACGAGAAAUACUUUGAGGAUCCUGAAGAGUUCAGACCUGAGAGAUUUCAUCCUGAUAAUGUUGCCAACAUUAAGAAAUGCACUUUUAUGCCUUUUGGAGUGGGACCGAGAUCUUGUAUAGGCGAGCGCAUGGGCAUCAUGCAGUCGAUGGCAGGUGUGGCAACCAUUUUGAGCAAGUUCACAGUGGCGCCCUCCCGCAGCUCCGUCCGGAAACCACGCAUCGAUCCCAAAUCUAUCCUCGUUCAAAAUAUCAUCGGCGGAUUGCCUCUAGCGCUGAAACGGAGACAGAAAUAA
Messenger RNA from Maniola jurtina (meadow brown), 1724 nucleotides. Its product is annotated as cytochrome P450 6B5-like. Bases 192 to 1724 code for a protein of 510 amino acids. The record is from RefSeq and is a predicted model, not a curated record. The transcript has 3 exons. NCBI's taxonomy places the organism in Eukaryota, Metazoa, Arthropoda, Insecta, Lepidoptera, Nymphalidae. Gene Ontology annotation, molecular function: iron ion binding; monooxygenase activity; oxidoreductase activity, acting on paired donors, with incorporation or reduction of molecular oxygen.